AUGGCGGACACAGAUCGGGCUCCCGACAAGGCGGAGGACAACCCUGAUUUCCUGGCUAGGCUGGACAGGAUUUUCGACAACUUCUGGCGCAAGCUGGAAAGUAAGCAGCACCAGCAUGUCCGGAGCCUGCCAGGUGACUACUCGCAGCGCAAACCAACCCCGGUCACACAGCAGAAGGCCGCAGUUGCGAGGCCCUGCCGAGUUCUAACAUGGCGGCGAGGCGGGAAACGCGCCGUGCAGAGAGGCGCAUACACCCACCCAGGUAAACUACCAGAGGGUAAAAGCUCACCUCGGAGACACCCUCCAAAAUCAGCAACGGCAUCAGAGGGAGCAGUCUCCUCAUGGGGGUGCAACCUACUUAAUGACACCCACAUACCCAGGAAACGCAGCAACAUGCACCCACGGUGA
Molecule: messenger RNA, 408 nt
Organism: Pelobates cultripes (western spadefoot toad)
Lineage: Eukaryota; Metazoa; Chordata; Amphibia; Anura; Pelobatidae
Source: the annotation of a GenBank genome assembly